This is a messenger RNA of Humulus lupulus (European hop), 2400 nucleotides long. RefSeq names its product BAG family molecular chaperone regulator 8, chloroplastic. Gene Ontology annotation, biological process: protein folding. Lineage: Eukaryota; Viridiplantae; Streptophyta; Magnoliopsida; Rosales; Cannabaceae. Gene Ontology annotation, cellular component: plasmodesma. The record is from RefSeq and is a predicted model, not a curated record. The coding region runs from base 642 to 2075 and encodes 477 amino acids. The transcript has 3 exons.
CACCUCCCUAUGUCUUAAAAAAUGACACACAUCUGUUAAAUAGUGGACCAUGUGAUAUGUUUGGCCUCAUUAGAAUGUAGCUUCAUGUAAUUAGCCAGUGAGCUAAGCCAUUUUUCAAGUCUUGGUCUUCACUUCAACAUGAAAAAUCAACAACUAUUUUUGCUUUCUUCGAGCUUUUGUCGACUAAACUCAUUCUCAUGGUAAUUGAUGCAAUUUUGUCGCCGUUCGACCCCUCAUAAGCACGACUCCACCAGCACCUGAGCCGAUCAGUUCUGUCCGCAAGCCUUGACCCAUCCCCUCUCCCAGCAAAUGGCUUCUUCUGCGGCGAGAGAAGAAGUAGCAUAACUGGAAAAAAAAAAUUGAAUAGUAAAACAGAAAAAAAAAUUCGUGUAAUAGUAAAAUUGUAAAAUUUUCCAACUUUUAGCUAUAUAUGUACAUUUUCCUUUAUUUUUUCAUGCCUAAUAGUCAAUUACUUUAGCAUAUUCCCUUAUUAUUAAUAUUAAUUAUUAUUUACUGCCUUUACCAAAAUUUGCAGCCUAAACUAAACCCAGAAAAGGCAAACAAAACCCUCAAUCUCAGCAACAUUACUCAAAACUCGAGCCUUUUGCAAAAGCUUUACCCGAGUUUUUUUUUUACCUCCCAUGGCGGCUCACCACCACCACCUCCACCCUCCUCCCCCUCCUCCUACAUGUUGCGGUUGCUCUUCUGGCUAUGACUGCAGCUCUAACUGCGACUGUAACAACACCCACUUCAACCAACCCCACCAUGGUUAUCCUCCAUCGCCAUCUUCCAUAGAUCCGCAUCCCCUUCUUCAAGUUAUUGCCUCGCAAGUUCUACAGUCUACUGCUCAACAGCCACAACUCUACUCUCACUACUCAAAGUCACGUACCCACAACCGAAAACUCCAUGACCAGUCUCGACACUCAAAGCAGCGAUUGCAUCAACAAGAGGCAGAGGAGACCAAUCUCCUGAUCUCUUCUCUUCUUUCUCGUAUUGAAGUCCUCGAAACCUCUCUUCACCGUUUCUCUUCAGAUCGUUCUCAUUACUCUCUUCGAGAUGUGGCCGCUCGCGUGAUCCAACUCCAGUUCAGAGCCUUUCUUGUUCGCAGAUCACGAGCACUUAGGGAGCUCAAAGACCUUGCUGUCGUUAAGUCCGCCUUCACAUCUCUCAAGUCAUCAAUUUCUAACGAGACCCACUUCGAUUUUCACAGUGUCUCUCGUAAAGCCAUGGAUUUGCUUGUCAAGCUCGACUCUAUUCAGGGUGAUGAUUCCAUGGUUAGAGAUGGGAAAAGGUCUAUGAGUAGAGAUUUGGUUCAGUUUAUGGAUUUCAUUGAUGGCGUUGCUUUGAAAAGGCGUGAGCUUUCCAUUAGAGCCAGGAAGAAUGUGAGGCUUAGUCGAAAUAAUGAUCCAUCCAAGGUUAAUUUGAGCAAAAAUGGCUUUAAUUUGGAUGGAGAUCAAAGGGAAGUGAUUAGAAAAUUGAGAGAGAGGGUUGAAAAGAUUCGUGGGUAUACAAUGGUUCCUCAGGAUGAUGAUGAAUUUGUCGAGUUUGAAGGAUUUCAACAUGUCAGUGAUGAGGAUAAUGAGGCUGAGAACCCUAUAGUUGUUAUCAGUGGAAAGAAGGCUCCCAUUAGAAAUGGGGUUUUGGCAAACAGAUCAGGGGAUCAACCGAAAGUGAAAAAGAGUGUGAGCUUUGCAGAGAAUGGUAAUUUGUUCAAAGUUUUCAGCAAUUCCAACGAGGCAAGUUCAAAUGAGGGAGAUAGUACUUCAACUAAUUCUAGUGAUGGUCAUGAAGAGGAUGGGGAGAACAAUGGGGCUGAUGUUGAAGAACUAAAGGGCUUUUCUCUAGGGACUGAGGAUGAUGAGGAGGAGGAAGGAGAUGUUGUCGGUAUAGGAUCUUCACAGACCAGUAAUGGGGAAAGGAAUCCUAAAACCAGAAGCGUUACAAAAGGAGAAGUUAACUAUAAAAUUAAAGGGCAUAAUGAAGAGUUUGUAUUCUCAGCUCCUUUGCCAGUUCAGAUGGAUGACAAAGCUGAUUUGAUGAAGAGGAGAACACUGGUGAAAAUUUUGAGGAGUUGAAUGCAUUUUUAUCAUUCAUUGGUACUUUCAUUAUGAUGGCCCCAUGAACAUGCACUUUCCCACCUACCUUAAGUCAGUCUUCAUUUUGCUGCCGAAGAAGGUUCCAUCAGCAACAGUGUAUCUAAAUACACAACUUCUUUAGACAGAUGGAUUAUUUGUGGUUCAAGAGAUUUGUCUGCACAAUACGCAAUAUUGUCUUAAAAUUGUUAAUCUAGUCAGCAUUUAACUGGUCCAAAGUCAAACCUUUCCCACUUUGGCUCAUAGACUGUUUAGUAUUAGGUAUUUUAUUAUUCCGAACAAUGAUAAGUUUGCAGAUUCAACCUUC